Molecule: messenger RNA, 1187 nt
Organism: Aedes aegypti (yellow fever mosquito)
Lineage: Eukaryota; Metazoa; Arthropoda; Insecta; Diptera; Culicidae
Product: dnaJ homolog subfamily C member 25 homolog
Exons: 2
Coding region: 167-1159 (330 amino acids)
Biological process (GO): protein folding
Cellular component (GO): endoplasmic reticulum membrane
Source: RefSeq, a predicted model, not a curated record
CUCCACAGCUGUUGAGCUGUCAGAAUACGGUGGAAUGAAAGAUUAAAAAUUCCUCACGCGUCCGUCUGUCAGUGGCGAUUUCUCGCGGAGGCCGCACAACGUCAUCAAGCGCAGCAACCAGUGAAGUAAAAUUUAGUUCAUAUGUAGUUAGAAAUCUAGCAGCAAAAUGAGGCUCUAUUAUUUGCUCCUGUUGAGUCCGUUUUUCCUCGGAUCGCAGGCCCACUUACUGGAAGGACUGUACUGCGGGAAAGAAAACUGUUACGAUGUCCUGGGAGUGACACGGGAAACGUCCAAGCAAGUAAUCGGCCGUAACUAUCGCCAACUGGCCAAAAAGUACCACCCGGAUUUGCACAAAGGCGAGAAAGCGAAACAGGAAGCCGAGGAACAGUUCAAACGGAUUGCCCGGGCCUACGAAAUACUCCGGGACGAUGAAUUCCGAGCGGACUACAACUACAUGCUGGACAAUCCGGACGCGUACUAUUCGCAUUACUAUCGGUACUACCGGCGCCGUACCAAGGUGGACGUGAGGUUGGUCGUGUUGGCCACAAUCAGUGUCAUCUCCUUGGUUCAGUACUUUUCGCGCAAACAACGCUACGAGGAGGCCAUCAAGUACUUCAUGACUGUGCCAAAGUAUCGCAACAAGGCGCUGGAGAUCAUCAACCAGAAUGGUUCUGUUACAAAAAAGGGGUCAUCCAAAUCCAAACUUUCGAAGGGCGAACGGAAAGAAGAAUCCGAGCGAAACAUACGAAAAGUGAUCGAAGAAAACUUGGACAUCCAGGGUGCAUAUGCCAAACCUCAAAUCACCGAUAUCCUAUGGAUUCAAAUUAUACUCAUACCGUAUACCCUGGCCAAGUAUGUGAAGUGGAAUGUGCUGUGGAUUUACAAAUACGGUUUGCUGAAAAGGCCUUACGACCUGGAGGAUAAACUAUAUCUCAUAAGGAAAAACAUGAAUCUCGGCGUCCAUCAAUUCAAAGCAAUCGAGAGCGAUCAAAUAGACGAAUAUCUGGCGAAAGAACUGUGGAUAAAAGCAAACUACAAAACCUGGAAGGACGCACAAGAAGAGGAGAUGAAACGUCAAAUGGCGGAUAAUCCUAGAUAUAAGGCGUAUCGGCGGUACAUGAAAAAUCAUGGACCGGGUAGGAUAACUUUUGAUGACUAGUUGAACAAAUUAUUAUUUAUUGAAUGAG